CUCUCUGCCUGGAACUCUGACAACUAAAACCUCCCAACACCAUCGAGCAUGCCAGUCCCCAAAUCCCUCUUCACCAUCUUCUCCCACCACUUCUCUACCACCACAAAUCUCCCAAAGCUCCCAAGCCUCUCCAAAAUCCCCUCCAAGUACAGGCCCCAAGCCAUCCAACAAGCCCAGAAGGCCCUCACAGAGUACCUCCACACCACCAGGUCCUUUCCAUUCGCCUACGCCGAGCACAUUGCCGGGAACUCCCUCUUUUCCGUCUCCAACCUCAUUGCCAAACUCGAUUUCUCGCCCUCAGAUUUCUCAAAGAGCUUCAGCAGGCUCCUCAGGUACCAUCCCAUCAAUGAAUUUAAGUUUUUCUUUGAAAGCAUUGGCAUUAGUUAUAGUGAGGUUAAUGGGCUUUUGCCUGCGAACAAGUUCUUUUUCUCGGAAGACGGGACUGUUUUGAGCGCGGCUUGUGCGCUUUCGGAAUUUGGGUUUCCGUGGAAUAGGUUGGGGAAGUUGUAUAAGGAGGAAGUUUCGAUAUUUAGUAAGAGUUCUGGGGAGUUGACGGCUAGGCUUUGCAGGUUUAAGGAAUAUGGUUUGAAUAAUGUUUCAGUGAUCGGCAUUUGUCUAGCUUUUCCGCAUGUGUUGAGUGGGGAUGGUGAAUUGGGUGGUGAAAUUGACGCCUUGUUUGAUGAUUUGAAAAGGGUUUUUGUAGAUUUUGAUUUGGCAAGUUGUGUUGAGGGAAAUGUGGAUGCUUGGUACGAGGUUUGUAGGAAAAUUCGAUUCUUUUACGAUUUGGGUUGUGAGAAGGGUACGGCAGGGGGUCUGAUGGGUAGGAGCAAAUAUGUUUUCCUUGAAUACCCAGAAGAGGUUUUGGUCCAAAAAGUGGAAUACUUUUGUAGAUUUGGUGCAAGGAAUGAGGAUAUUGGUCUGUUGCUUCUACGGAACCCUGAAAUUUUGAAUCUUGAUAUUGAAACACCAGUGAUUUCAGUUAUGGGAUUCUUGAAACAUUUUGGAUUGAGCACAGAAGAGCUAAUGUCCAUUAGACAAAAGUAUCCUCAUGUGUUGGGAAGAAAUAAAAUGGCUAAUUUGCCUCAUGUGAUGAAGGCUUUGAAUCUACAUGAAUGGUUCUUCCAUAAGAUGAAGAGUGGAAAUCAUCAAUUGUUAGCUAAUUAUGUACUAAGUGAUCCUGAUGAAGACUUGGAUACAGAAUUUAGAGAUGGCUUGGAGAAGAUCCAAUCUUCAAGAUGCCCUGUUCAUACCAUGAAAAAGUUGGAUUUCUUGCAUGGAAUUGGGUAUGGGGAAAAUGCCUUGACCAUAAAGGUCCUUGAUCACUUGCAUGGCACUAGUAUUAAGUUGCAGGAGCGAUUUGAUUGCCUCCUCCAUCUAGGGAUUGAGUUCUCGAACCUCUGUAUGAUGAUUAGGGUAACACCAAAGGUCAUAAACCAAAAACCUGAAACUAUUGAGCAGAAAGUGAAUUUUCUCUGCCAGGAAAUGGGAAUCUCUCUACAGUAUCUAGAUGUUUUUCCUGCAUUUUUGUGUUUUGACUUAGAGAACCGGAUCAAACCUAGGUACAGAUUCCACGUAUGGCUUGCAGAAAAGGGUUUGUGCACAAGAAGCUACUCCAUUGCAAGCAUUAUAGCAACCAGUGAAAAGCAAUAUGUAGCUCGCCUCUCUGUAAUUCAUCCAGACGCUCCAAAAAAGUGGUCUGAGCAUUUCUCACCCAAAAAACCAUUGGGGUCAUAAUUGAGUUUAUACUGCAUCUUAGCAGGCUUCCUUCUUCUCCUAUGGUCUAGGAAUUUUGAACAAGAUUUUAGAAAAUUAGUGGAGUCUUGUGACAAAGUAAACAUUCUUGGAUUGAUCCAUGAGGAAGGAUUUGUAAAUUAAUAUCUAAUCCCCAGGUAACAAACAUUACUAAUUUUCUUUGGUUGCAGUGCUCAACUAAUUUGCUGGUAUU
Corylus avellana is the source of this 1945-nucleotide messenger RNA. RefSeq names its product Mitochondrial transcription termination factor family protein (gene SHOT1). Gene Ontology annotation, biological process: regulation of DNA-templated transcription. Lineage: Eukaryota; Viridiplantae; Streptophyta; Magnoliopsida; Fagales; Betulaceae. Gene Ontology annotation, molecular function: double-stranded DNA binding. The record is from RefSeq and is a predicted model, not a curated record.